UUUCGCUGCUGCCGCUGCAGCCGGUGCUGAAACCCAGCUCCCAAUCGCCGCUGUUGCCGGAGGAGUCCCGGCCUCGCCAUGGUGUCCUGGAUCAUCUCCCGGCUGGUGGUUCUGGUUUUUGGCACCCUGUACCCUGCCUAUUCUUCUUACAAAGCUGUGAAGACGAAAAACGUGAAGGAAUAUGUUAAGUGGAUGAUGUAUUGGAUUGUGUUUGCCUUCUUCACCACAGCAGAAACGCUCACAGACAUCAUUCUGUCAUGGUUUCCCUUUUAUUUCGAGUUGAAAAUCGCAUUUGUGAUCUGGCUGCUCUCUCCUUACACCAAGGGCUCCAGCGUCCUGUACAGGAAGUUUGUUCACCCAACGCUCUCCAAUAAGGAGAAGGAAAUAGAUGAAUAUAUUAGCCAGGCCCGUGACAAGAGUUAUGAAACUAUGAUGCGUGUUGGCAAGCGAGGAUUAAAUUUGGCAGCAAAUGCAGCAGUUACUGCAGCUGCAAAGGGCCAGGGAGUUUUGUCUGAAAAACUUCGGAGUUUCAGCAUGCAAGACUUGACUUUGAUUCGAGAUGAUGACACAAUGCAUUUACGAAGCCCCGAGUCAAACAUGCAUACGUCUGCUAAGGGCCAUCUUGAAACUAUUGAUGAUUCAGGUGCAUCUUAUUAUUCCUCAUCUGAGGACAUGGCUGUGUCUCAGAGACAUAAUGGAACACAGUCUGAUUCUAGAACUGAACCAUCUGAUGAUGAUACAGGAGACAAAGUUCCCAAACGAACCCAGAGCCUUAAAGCUCCUAAGAAAAUAAUAAAGACUGAGCCUCCACAGAAAGUUAUGAAAGCCCGUCCUAAGAAGAAAGCUACAGGCUCCACUACUGUUGGUGAAUCAGCCUAAGGACAAUCCAGUUUAGAGUCUGUCCCAGAGCUCUUCUGCCACUAUGAGGGACACUCUCCAAGGAAUGGGAGCUGAGAUCAUGUACAUAACAGCUACUGCUUUGUAGAGCUCAUUCCAAGGCGAGAUGGUGAUUGAAAUCUGGCACACAGAUCAGAGGAUGGCCAUCCUCAGGAAUUAUAUACUCUUCAUCUUUGUGAUGAAGACUGCUAAUCUGUCUGUAUAUAGCCUGUUGUUUUGGGAUUCCCUCUCCAUGUGUAACCCUAGUAGAGAAACUCUUUGCUGGAAUAACUCUUUAAUUAGGGUUAGGGCCAUUUUUGGCAGAGAGGCUGGUAAAGAAAUUUCAAAGUGGUGCAAUUGAAAUUCUAAUUUGCAUGGGGAGCUCCCUGUAGCACUUAACUUGGCUGUCAUGAUUUAGCUGCUAUGGGGAAUUGUUAGGAAGUGCCUGAAGUAAAGUGACUGGUACUGAAAACUAUCAUUCAAAGUUGUUCUGGCAAAAGAAAGAAACAGAAGUGAUAGUUUGCUAUAAGGGCAACAUCUUCACUGUUGGUGAAAGUGGGAUUUGGCAAAGAAGUUCUUGAUGGGGAGCGGGCUGCAGAAGCUUGAGAGAAAGACAAAUAUUGAGAAUGAAAGUAUGCUAACCAAUAUCUGGUGUCUCUUUCUAUGCAGCAGCCUCUUUUGCUGGGUGGAAGUGUUGUAACUUUGCUUACACUAAGUAUUGGAAAGGGGAACUCUUUGCACAGAUGAUUUUUCCAAGUAGAGUAAAGAUGAAGAGACUAAGUGAACCGUGGUUAGAGCAGGACAUAUGGAAACACUUGAGCCCAGAUUACUCUGUCUCCAAAGAGUUAGAAUCCUGAAUAAUUACAGUCUAAUUAUCACACCUAUGAGCCCCUACUUCAGAGUUGCCUUGAUAUUUUAGGUUUUACAGAUCGGUCUGUUUUCUGUAAGAAUUGUUUCAAAGAAGUGGUUGCGUAGAAGAAGUUGGAGCAUAGUAACCUGAAUGAUACCUAGGUUUCUGCUGUGCUUUAUUUGUAGUCAGAAUAUAAGUUGGAGCUUGGUCAGUGUAUCCAAGCAAGUUGGCCAAAAAUAAUGCUUUUUGGAAUUUUUCUGAGUGGCAUUUUGUAAUAAGUGAUAGGGACAUUCCCACUUAUUCUAGCUGUAAACAAUUGAUGCGGCUACUCAGCUCUCAGGAAUACUUUUUACCAUCCAAAUCUUCCAUCACUCUACUUGUGCUAUUUACUUGGUAGAGGCAAUGCUGUUUGGUGUUUGAGGCCAUCUAGUGACCACCAGAAUUCAGAUUUUAUUUGGAUUAUAAUAAAAUUGAUGAAGUAAUCCUUAAAAUGCACUAUUCCAAAAACUUUAACAUAACUUAAGUACAAUAAUCUAAAAUUAUAAUGGAAGGAGGUUGAGAUAAAUAGUAGUGAUUCUGAUAUUUCCUGGGCUAGUUCCAUUUUAUGAAUACUGUAUGCAUCAAAGCCACCAGUCUUUAAAGAUGGAGCAAAUCUUUGCUUAUUAGGUUUAUUCAUAAGAUCUUGGGUGGUAGCAUCAGCUUUUAGAUAUGCAACAUAAUACUUCACUGUGUUGUUUAAAACUUUUUUCCUAGCACGGGCUGACAUUUACUACUUUUUAAACAUGCUUGUUCAAAAGUGAAAUUACACUGAGUUCAGCGGGACCUACAUCCUAAUAAGCAUACUUUGAAAAGAGUUGCCUCUUUAAACUAACUCUUGUUUUGCAUUGUUAUUGGAUGCAGAGAUCAUUAAGAUUACAAAGGAAUUUCCUUUAAAGAUAUUAUUUUUAUUCCAUUUCCAGUCAGUUACAUAUCCAUCCACUUGUGCUGAACUUCUGUCUUGGAUAUCUGGCAGUCCUAUUUCCGCAAGGACAAAGAGAAUAAUUCACAAUGUGUUUGCUAUUCUUUUUCCCCUAGCAGUGUUUAAUGCCAAAGAUUUGGCAAACAAUUAAAGACAUUUUCUAAUUUGUCAGGGAUGCUGAUCCUAAAUAUGAAAUUAGCUUUUUAUUAGUUGGAAGAUUGACUUUGCUGAGUGUAAGAAUGUAGAAACAUAUUGUACUUUCUGGUCAGUUGAUUGCUCUUUCCCAGUGCUCUGCAAUUACUCUUGAGUGGUGCUGUUUAUAAGGGGCUUACAUAUGAAACAACUCCAUUUAUAUAUGAAAUGUGACUGGGGAAAGGAAGUGCAUUUGGAGUCUGGCUUGACUGUAUUUGCCUUUAUAUUCCUGCAGUAUUAGAGAGGGAUGUGUGUUCCAUUCCAGAGUGAAAGUAGCACUGCUUUAUCCAAUUGCUGUUCUGGUUGCUGCACAUUCUGAUUUUUUGUUCAUUUUUCACAACAUGUUCCUGGGAGUCAUGAUUCUUUGUGUGUCAGUGAUUUUGCACAGAAGUUAAUGGAUUAUGUUCACAGCAAUCAUCUUGUACAUUAUUCUUUUUUCAACAGUGACUGUUAGCAGUACUUUCAGGGGGACUUAAAGCCCCUGCAAGAGGCUUGUUGCUCUAUGAAUUCACCUUCUUCCCAUCCCAUCAAGUCUAGUCUUGGGAAAAUUCUUACUAUACAUUUUCAAAUUAGCCCACUCUGAAUAUGCUUGUCUUUCACAUUAUUUGUCCAUGUUCCCAUUGCAGCCCAAUGUGUGUGUGUGUGUGUGUGUAAAAUAUUCAUGACCCUUCACAUUUUUGAUAUCCUACUGAUUUUCUUUCAAGAACAUUGUACCACUGGCCUGCAUUCAGCUUGGUAGAUAUAUAUUACAGCCUUAAUAGAUCUUCCAUUGUUAUUGCCAAUCUGAGUUUAAAGGAUCUGGGAGCUCUACUGUGUGAUUCCUGGAUUAUAUUUGGCUUAGUGGUUUUGUUGCACAUAUCACUGUUAGAGAUGUGGCAUCUUCUAACUUAUUUUUUUACUAAUUAAAAUGUCCACGAUUUUCAUCAAUUUUAUUUAAAACUCUAUAGCAAAUGAGAAAUGUUAGUGUAAAACAUUUCUGGGUUUUCAAGAUUUCUAUGAUGAUUCAGUGGAGUAGACUGGUUGAUUGGUGUUCAAAAUCUUUAUUUGAAAUUAACUUUUAUCUGAAUGGAUGCAGUCAAAACAUGAUAUUAAAUGUAUGGUUUAAUAUUUUGUUGAUUUUUAAGAAUUAUAAGUAUUAGCUGAUGCAGGAAAAUGGACUAAUCAGGUUUGGGCACAUAGGAAGUGAUACUUAAGUUUUUCCUCCUACACUGGAAACUCAGAAAACAUCUCCUCCCUCCAGCUGGAAACUCCAGUUAGCAUCAGUGAAAGCUUUAAGAUUAAUUUUUGGCAAGACUAUCGCAUGGGAAGAAAGGAAUAAUUUUUACUGUAGUCCUAAUGCAGAUCAGGCUCUUCCAGCAAUUGUUAUUUGUAGUGAGAAGAAGUUAUACAGAUUACCUGUUAGUAAUCCAUUGCGGGAAUCAAUAAUUUCCUUGCAUAUGGGACUACUAGAUCUAAGAUACAAAAAUCUGGACAGCCACUGGAUAACAGCAAAGAAUUAAAAUUUACUGUCCACUAAUGAUCCAUCAGAUAUUUGCAGUUCCAAUCCUGAUAGCCCUAUUAAAUAUAUUUUUGUUGAAUGCCACAACUAUAUGGACAAUUAUUUGGGCUAUUGCAGAAAUCUGUGGUAUGAAAAUAGAAACACUGUGUGUGCAUGUGUGUACAGGCAUGCGUAUAAAAAGAUAUCGCAAAGCUACAGAAGACACAGAAAAUGACAACCAUAAUGAUAAGGAACAGCUCCCUUGUGUGGAAAGAUUACAUAUUGGUUUUUUUCAAUAUAGAAAAAUAGCAAAUAAGAGGAAAAUGAUAGAGGUUUAUGGAAUUAUGCAUAGUUUCUUCUCUUUCAUAGUGUUGAAACCCAGAUUCAUCCAAUGAAGUUCAAUUUAGGAAGUUCAGGACAGAUAACCAUCAGUAUUUCUGCACAUAGCUCAUAGUGUAUAGCUGGAAGGGAUUGGAUAAAUACAUGGAGAAUCAUAAGCAUCUGCAGGAGGGGUGGACUGGCAAGUGUUGAAAUGUGUGUUGCAGGAUUGUGAUGCAAACUCUACCCCUUAAAUGCUUGUGUGCAACAGUGUAAAGAAAGUACAAAAAGACAGAGCUUGCAUUGUGAUGUCACAAGUUUCAUCAUUUUGGCUACGUUAAGAACAGUUGUGUAUGUGGAGAAUGGUUAUUAAUUAUGACAAUUAUCACAUGUUUCUGGCUAAUUGUGGCUAAGGAGCCCAAAGGAAAUUAUGCUGUUGCCUUCAUGUUCUGUUUGUGGACUUCCCAUAGGCAUUUGCUUGACCAGUGGAUGAAUACCUGCUGUACAGGGCUAUGGUCAAACUGAUCCAAUAAAGCUGGACUGAAAGAUUGUAUUAUUAGUGCUUUGUGCUGAAAG
Messenger RNA from Python bivittatus (Burmese python), 5247 nucleotides. It is a transcript of the gene REEP2, whose product is annotated as receptor accessory protein 2. Gene Ontology annotation, biological process: endoplasmic reticulum tubular network organization. Gene Ontology annotation, cellular component: cytoplasmic microtubule; endoplasmic reticulum tubular network; endoplasmic reticulum membrane. Gene Ontology annotation, molecular function: taste receptor binding; microtubule binding. Lineage: Eukaryota; Metazoa; Chordata; Lepidosauria; Squamata; Pythonidae. The record is from RefSeq and is a predicted model, not a curated record.